GUCAGCCCGCCCAUGGACCGGCUGGGUGGGCAGACGGCAACCUGGGUGUUAUCAGCCGAACUUUCUCGAUCUCCGGCCGAUGGUGGCCACGAGGAAAAUGGCGCUCAAAUUAUUUCUCUGUGUCUUAGGUUUCAGCUGUUUCGGAAAUAAUAUUUUCGCACAUGCCAACCAGCCCAUAGAGCCCAACCUGUCGAACCCUCCCCUCUUCAACUACGGCCUGCAAGUGGGGGACAAGGAGGUGGACAACGAGGUCAAGUUGGUUGAGCUGCCCUUCAAUGUCUCUUAUUUUGGCUCCAGCUACAAGCAGAUAUACAUCUCAGCCGACGGGACUAUCGGCUUCACCAAAGCCCUCACUUACACAUCGACGGUCAAGUGGACGGAGGGGGUCAGAAACCCUGACAAUGACGUGCCCUUCAUCGCGCCGCUGUACUACAGCGGUUUCCGCCUCCACAACACCGAGCACAGCACCUACCAAGGCAGGAUCUACUACAACAUCAUCUCAAGAGACGAGCUUAGGCCAGAAGAUUUACACUACUCAGAGUACCGGAACUUGCUGCUGUAUAUCGGCUACUACCUGCGUGAGGCGGUCGUGCACCAGCCCAAAAAGUUUGACCCAGAGCUGGCUGUGCUAGUCACGUGGGACAACGUGGCCACAGGAGAAGACAACGAGAACGGAAAUGCUUGCACGAGAGAUGAGCCGUGUUCGGGCGCCACCUUCCAAAUGUUGCUGGUGGCCGACAGACAGAACACCUACACCGUCUUCAACUACGGCAAGAUGGACAUCCACCUCAAGCCCACCUAUCAGGCCGGGUUUAAUGGCGGCUAUGGGCGUGGCUGGUUCAACGUGAUCCCGUGUCACGGGACGUGCACGCUGGGCAUGAACUCUUCUGUGAUCGCCGAGCUGCCCAGGCUGAAGGGCAGCAACCACAAGGGCAGAUUCGUCCUCAAGGUGGACGGCGAGCUCAUCAUUAGGGGCGGCUGUCUACCUGCAGAGAUCCAGGCUGGUAUGCUGGAGCUGUACCCCACGGAGGUGGGCAUGUUUGGGGGCGAGAAGCUGGAGGUGUCUGGGAAAUGUCUGGCACGGAGCGACAAGAUCUACUGCAAGUUCGGGGAGCAGGUGGUCGAGGGCACCAUGAUCAACGAGCAGAAGGGUUUCUGUCCCGUCCCCAAGAUGACCAGGGUCGGGCCAGUCACGGUCUAUUGGUCAAGUGAUAGGCAGGACUGGAGCGUUGAUAAUGUCGUCAUUGUGGUGGUAGCUGAGGACGUUGACCCCGCUAAACGGUUCGCGCUCCACCAGACGGAGCAGCUGAUGCAGUGGUACACCCGUGACGUCACCACCAUCACCAUACCCUGGGACCCACAGCUCCUGAUGGCCGAGUCGUCGGUAGACACGGAGGUAGAACUCCGGCUUCUGGGGUACAGGGAGCUGGAUAAUAAGGUGGAGUACACGGUGCUAGAGAACCUGGGCAAGGAGCAGCUGUCACGUGGUCAGUUCAGCUUCCCCGUGGAGGGGCACCGGUGUAAACACAACUGUGGGGACUACGAGAUCGGUCUGUUUGAGGUGGCCCUACCCACACACUUCCAGGGGACCGCCGCGGAGAGAGUGGCCAUCCGCUACGGCCCCUUCCCCCUGGGCUGGUACAUGAACGAGGACCUGACGGAGCGGAUGGGAAGCGACUGGUCAGACCAGAAGUGUCGUGCGUGGAGCAGGGAGGACGGCAAGUCGACGGACUGGAUCCAGCGCCUGCCCCCCUGCCCCUGCAGCCUGGCCCAGGCUCUGGCAGACUUUGGUCGCUUCCAGGCCGACCCCAGCUGUAACAUCCAGACCGGAAGUAAGUGCCACUACCACAAGGAGGCUGUCCACUGCGUUCGCUCGGUGUGGCCCACCGCCGACAAGGCCGGAAACCAGUGUUGCUAUAGCAACAGUGGGGAGCUGAUGUUCUCCCAGCUCAACUACCAGGGCAGCUCCCCCGACCGCAGCCACGUCUGGGGCGCCGCGCCCUACGACCGCCCCGACCUGGUGCCGUCCCUGUCCCACUGGAAGCAUGACGUCAUCAGCUUCUACUACUGCUGCCGAUGGAACGACUACGCGCUGUGUGACCUGUACAUGGACCUGCGACCGACCACCGACUGCCUCAAGUACUCACCCCCGGGACUAGCGUUUCUGCGUGGUGACCCCCACGUGAGCACAUUUGACGGUCAGCGCUACACGUUUGUGGGGGGUGGGGACUUCUGGCUGGUCAAGGAGGGUCAGCUCAGCAUCCAGGGCAGCUUCUCUCAGCGGCCCAACGCCAGGGACAUUGGUCACCUCAGUGGCAAGCAGGAGUGGCAUCCCAAGGCACUGAUCUCCCUGACGGUCAAGCACGCAGACGAUGACCUCAUUGAGGUCCACCCCGGCCCUGACCGAGCAGUCCGGACACACGGCCUUGAACUUCGAGUCAGCGGGGAGCGGAAGUUUUUCUUCAAGCAGGCCACGAAGUGGCAGAACUUUAAAGGUGUGUCCGUCAUUAACAACGCUAGGGAUGACGUCAGCAAUCACCAUGACAACUUCACCAUUUUGUUGAGCAAUGACGUAGGCGUCCAAGUGGCAGGGGUCAACGGCCUCCUGCAUGUCACGGUGGCCCUCCCACCCAGUCUGAAGAUGUCUGGCCCCUCGGACAAGCCCUACGGCCAGGGCCUGAUGGGAACGUUUGAUGACGUCAUCAACAACGACUUCACCUCCAGGUCUGGGACUGUGACCACGCCCACCACAGAGAAAAGCGACUUGUACCAGAGUUUCGCUGUUUCAUGGGGCGUGGCCAAGCACGAAUCCCUGUUCCACUUCCCCAAGGCCGCCGAGUCAGCUGUCCCUCCCCACCCCUUCUACGAGUUGAGCGACAUCCCCUGGGACAUCCCGGGUGAGCCGUCGGAGGCGGAGGUCAGAAGUCUGUGUGGGAGCAACAACUUCUGCGAGUGGGAUUAUCGGAUUACUGGGGACAAGGCUGUAGCCAUGGCAACGAGAGAAGCGGAUGUGUAUUUUAACGCCAUCAAAUCUGGAGCGUACAAAGUUGAGAACUGUGGCCUGCCAGAUAUUGGCCGCAUGGCCAAGUUAUCGGCCUACAACUUCUCCGUUGGCCGAGAGAUUCGAGUUACCGGAUGUGACAACGACUGGAAUUUCGCCGGAGACGCGACGUUCAGGUGUGUCAGAGAGAGGCUGGACGAGGCGGAGGAGAAAGAGAGGGAGGAUUAUGGUGAGGUGGUCACGGACCCCCACGAUCUACGUCAGUACAUCAUCCACUGGGUGCCCAAACCUUACACAGUCUGUUACGAUGAAGACAUCGAGGCAGCGAGUCUGGGUCUGAUCAUUGGCUGCGCAGUUGGUGCAGCUGUCCUCGUCAUCGUCAUCAUCAUCAUCGUCAUCGUCGUCAUCAGAAGGAAGAAAUCCUCGGGGAAGUCCAGGCCAAAGGGAGAGAAACCAAAAUCCAGCCAGAGGAGGGGGCAGGAGGGGGACCCAGCGGCGGCUGAGUCGAUGUUGAGAGAGGUGGAGGACAGGAGCCCUGUUUACCGCGUGAAGAAAGACGUUGUGCGCAUGUCAGACGUUGAGGCUGGUCGUCAGGACUAGCCAGGUCCGACAACUCAGUCAACAAUUACAUCAACAGACUGGCUUAUCCUUCCUGAACUGCUUGCUACAACAAGGGACAUCAUUCACAUUCCAAACUAAAAGAUUGACAUAUCAAAUUGUUUUUACUUUUGUAUGGAUUUCGUUUAGCUUGUAGUUUGUUUAUCAACAUUUCAGCUACGAUUUAAAAUUUUAUCUUUGAAAAUGUGUUAGCUAGUUGGAUCGAAGGUUUAAAGCACCUUUACUUUUUUAAUUUGGCUUACUAGAAUGUACAUACUUUUGUCUUUACAAUAUUGAUUUCCUAUGUUUGUGUUUUGUGUAUGUGUAAUUAGGUGAACCAUCUCAAUGUAUUGAAAAAAAAAAAAAAAAAAAAGAAAA
This is a messenger RNA of Physella acuta, 3976 nucleotides long. Its product is annotated as sushi domain-containing protein 2. Lineage: Eukaryota; Metazoa; Mollusca; Gastropoda; Physidae. The record is from RefSeq and is a predicted model, not a curated record. Gene Ontology annotation, biological process: cell-matrix adhesion.